UCCCCUGUAUGUUUUUGUUGGGGGAAAAGUUGUCGGGAGUCGGGUCGUGUGAAUGUGGCGUGUCCGUCGGUUUUCGCCCUCGGUAGCGGAGGGAAUGUGACUCGGUUGCGUUUGCGAAGAGGGUGAAAGCGAGCUCGCCAGCGGGGGUUUUUGUUUUUUGGGGCUUUGGGCGGUUUGGCUCCGGCUGGGAAAAAAAAUCUCAGUGGCCAUCAUCGUUUCACCUCGUUAGCCACCUAGCUAGCUCCGCUGCUAGCUAACUCCGCAACAAAGUUAGGGCUACCUCGCCUCACGGUGCGGCUCCUCUCGAAAAACUUCCAGGUUGUGGGGAUAAAAAAGCAAACGCAGAGAUGGCGGAAACCAAAAUAAUUUAUCAUAUCGACGAAGAGGAGACGCCGUACUUGGUGAAGAUACCCAUAGCUGCCGAAAACAUCACUUUGCUGGAUUUUAAACAAGUGUUGAACAAGCCGAACUACAAAUUCUUCUUCAAGUCUAUGGACCAAGACUUUGGGGUCGUGAAGGAAGAGAUUUCUGAUGAGGGCGCCAAGUUGCCUUGUUUUAAUGGCAGAGUGGUGUCGUGGUUGGUAUCUUCAGACACUCCAGCUGUUGAGCCCCCAGUGGCUGUGGUCCCCCCAGUGGAAACACCCACCCAGCCUUCACCACCUCCUCCACCUUUGCCCCCCCCACCUGCUGAGAGGACUGGUGGCAUUGGGGACUCCAGACCGCCCUCCUUCCACCCCAAUGCGACGGGCAGCGUGGAGACUUUGGACGACCAGACCGAAACCGAGUCUGUAGUGUCCUUCAGACGGGAGAGGCCCCGGCACAGAGACAGCAUGGACCAACAUGGGCCACGAAUAAACGGGCAGAGUCGCCUGGAGCGCCACCUGGCAGGUUACGAAAGCUCCAGCACAGUGAUGAGCAGCGAGUUGGACACCACCAGUUUCUGCGACUCAGAGGACGACGACACCAUGAGCAGGUUCAGCAGCGCCACAGAGCAGAGCACAGCCUCCAGGCUCCUGAAACGCCACCGCCGGCGGAGGAAACAGCGCCCCCCGCGUCUGGAGAGGGCGUCGUCUUUCAGCAGCGUGACUGAUUCCACCAUGUCCCUGAACAUCAUCACCGUCACUCUGAACAUGGAGAAGUACAACUUCCUGGGCAUCAGCAUCGUUGGUCAGAGCAACGAGCGAGGCGACGGGGGGAUCUACAUCGGCUCCAUCAUGAAGGGGGGGGCCGUGGCCGCAGACGGGCGCAUCGAACCCGGGGACAUGCUGCUGCAGGUGAACGACAUCAACUUCGAGAACAUGAGUAAUGACGACGCGGUGCGAGUUCUCAGAGAGAUCGUACACAAGCCAGGGCCCAUCAUCCUGACGGUGGCCAAAUGCUGGGACCCCUCUCCGCAGGGCUACUUCACCCUGCCUCGCAACGAACCUAUCAGGCCCAUCGACCCGGCGGCGUGGGUCAGUCACUCCGUGGCCAUGACCGGGGCCUACCCGCCCUACCCAGGCAGCUCCUCGCUCAGCACCAUCACCUCCUCCUCCUCUGUCACCGAAACCGAACGUUUCGAUGACUUUAACUUGUCUCUGCACUCUGACAUGGCGUCGGUAGCCAAAGCUAUGGCCUCACCGGAGUCUGGGCUGGAGGUCAGAGACCGCAUGUGGCUGAAAAUCACCAUCCCCAACGCCUUCCUCGGCUCCGACGUGGUGGAGUGGCUGUUCCACCACAUCGAGGGAUUCCAGGACCGCCGGGAAGCCAGGAAGUACGCCAGCAACCUUCUGAAGGCCGGCUUCAUUCGACACACGGUCAACAAGAUCACCUUCUCCGAACAAUGCUACUACGUGUUUGGAGACUUGAGCGACUGUGAGAACUACAUGGCCAAUCUGUCCCUGAACGACAACGAUGGCUCCAGUGGAGCCUCGGACCAGGACACCCUGGCCCCCCUUCCCAUCCCGGGCACCUCCCCCUGGCCCAUGAUGCACACCUUCCCGUACCAGCCCUACCCCACGCACCCCUACUCCAGCCAGCCGCCGCCCUACCACGAGCUCACCAGCUACAGCUACACCCCCGGCAGCACCGGCAGCCAGCACAGCGAAGGGAGCCGGAGCAGCGGCUCGACGAGGAGCGAGGGCGAGCGGCACCGCAGCAGCAAAGGGCCCGGCAGCACCGUGGGCGGGGGGGAGAAGUCCCCCUCGGCCGCGGGCGGGGACGGCGGCGGCGGCGGCGGCGGGGGGGCCGACUCCCGCUCGGGCAGCGGGAGCGAAUCGGAGUACUCCACCCGCAGCAGCCUGCGGCGCGGCCACGGCUCGGCGGCGCCCAGCGAGCACAGCCACGCCUCCUCGCAGCGCUCGCACCACCACCGCCUGCCGCAGCCCCCCCACAUGUCCCCCUACCCCCCCGGCAUCCUGCCCUACAACCCCAUGAUGGUGAUGAUGGUGCCCCAGCACCCGCACCCGGCCAUGGCCGCCGCCCACGCCCUCCCACACACGCAGCAGCUGCCCACGGCGCCCAUGCACCCGGCGCUCCCCCCGCCCCCCUCCUCCACCCCGGGGGGGCCGCCGGGGGCGCCGCCCACCCGCGACCUGGGCUCGGUGCCCCCCGAGCUGACCGCCUCGCGGCAGUCCUUCCACCUGGCCAUGGGCAACCCCAGCGAGUUCUUUGUGGACGUGAUGUAG
Messenger RNA from Menidia menidia (Atlantic silverside), 2666 nucleotides. The record is from the annotation of a GenBank genome assembly. Lineage: Eukaryota; Metazoa; Chordata; Actinopteri; Atheriniformes; Atherinopsidae.